AUGGUGGGACACAAAGAGAGAACGGAAGUUUCGAAGCAUGUGGUAAAGGUCAAGAUGGACUCUGUUGUCGAUGAGAACACGGCGAUCAACUUGGGAGGAGAGAACGUGGAAUGCAGAAUCGCCAAUAUUGGAUGGAGUCCUUACUCCCAUACAUUGAUUUUCCAUGAAUCAAAGGCAAAACAUGUUUUGACAUGUCUCCAACGUCACAUCAACAGCUUACCCAGACACAGCCCUCGUGUUCAAAUAGAAAUUGACACAAUUCCUAAGAAUUCAACUGCUCACUCGUCAUUUAUUAAGAAUGUCAAGGACACCUACAUAAAGACCAGAAAUUGGGAUACGUCACAAAUCGAGGAAUAUUUGAAAUGCCAUGAGUUUCAUGAGAGUCUCCAAAUAUCCUUUAAAUUGACUGGACAAGGUUUAAACAGUGACUCCAAACUAACAAAUGUCAAAGGUCUCACACUAUAUCAAUCAGGAGAGAUGACACCUGACAUACUGGAACAUUUCAGUGGCCAGUAUUUGGUAUUGUUUAAUUAUCCGAUUCAACAAGAGCCCUGGCGAAAUUUGAUCUUUAAAUGGAAGAGAGGAGAAGCAUAA
Molecule: messenger RNA, 594 nt
Organism: Caenorhabditis remanei
Lineage: Eukaryota; Metazoa; Nematoda; Chromadorea; Rhabditida; Rhabditidae
Exons: 2
Coding region: 1-594 (197 amino acids)
Source: RefSeq, a predicted model, not a curated record